GGCUGGUGUCUCACUUUGCAUACUUACCCGAUCAUUCAAACUGCCUGAUGCUCAUUUCACAUAUUAGGAACCUUCUUUUAGCCAUCAUCACUAUUUUCACAGACUCACAGAUGCCUUUCUCUCUGGAUCACUACCAUGUCUCUGAGGAGUUUGGCUUCAUCCUCCCUGCACCCAUGGUAGAGUUGCCGCCAUACUAUCAGCCAUGGAUGGACAUUGCCCAGCAUGUUACAGACCUCAUCUACUCUCACAUGCUGCGCUCCCACAUUCUCAAGAUGCCCCUGCUAAACACCCAAUACCUGAAGAGUCACAAAGAGCAGCGCCUGGCCCACUUGGCCUUGAGUGUGAUGACCAUGGGCUACGUGUGGCAAGAGGGGGAGAAUGACACAGUCGAGGUGCUGCCCCAUAACCUGGCCAUUCCAUACUGGGAGGUGUCUCAGUCCCUUGGCCUUCCCCCCAUCCUUACCCAUGCAGAUGCUGUACUGGCUAACUGGAAGAAGAGGGAUCCACAAGGGCCGUUUGACAUGGAGAACUUGGAACUGAUUUUUACCCUUCCUGGUGAGGACAGCGUGAGAGGGUUCUUCCUUGUCACUCUGCUAGUGGAGUUAGCUGCAGUCCCAGUCAUUAAGAGUAUUCCUGUUGUUAUUAACGGGGUUCAGUGCGGUGAUGCUGAGACUGUGACCAGAGCACUAGAAGAACUGAGUCAGGCAAUUCAAGGCAUGACAGAUGCACUGAAACUGAUGCAUGCACAUGUCGAGCCAGAAGUUUUCUAUGGCAUAAUGAGGAUCUAUCUGUCUGGGUGGAAAGAUAACGCAUGCAUGCCAGCUGGGUUGAUGUAUGAGGGCGUCCAGGCAGAGCCUAUGGAAUAUUCUGGUGCCAGUGCCGCACAGAGCAGUCUGCUACACUGCUGUGAUGAGCUUCUUGGAAUCAAACAUGAAGCAAAGAGUGGUGCCUUUCUGAACCGUAUGAGAAACUACAUGCCUCCUGCCCACAAGCGUCUGAUCCAGGACAUCUCUCUGCAGCCCUCCCUACGAGACUUUGUCCAACAACAGGCCAGUGAGCCACUGACAGCAGCCUUCCAGCUCUGUGUGACUAAGCUGCUGGCUUUCCGCAGUUACCACAUUAAUGUGGUCAGCUGCUUUAUCACUGUGCCUGCUGCCCGUGCCCGCAAGCUCCGAAAGCAGGACAUCAGUUGCCAGAAGGAAACUGUCAGCAAGGCGCCCACAGCACUGGAGGAGACGGGCACUGGUGGCUCAGGCAUCAUGAGUUUCUUAAAGACCGUAACCAACAUCAAAAUGUUCCAACCAAACCUCCAUAAUCAGCAAAUACCUGGUGUGCCACAGAAGACUCACUUAAGAGCACUUAAGUGUACAGAUGCCUCAUGACCAAAGCGAAAGAUUGAGAAACUGCCCCUGAACUGUAUUUAUGUCUGUCCUUUCCAGUGGCGGCUUAUGAUCGGAUGAUUAAUAGGGGCAGUGAUGAGGGGUGGCAGGUUUUCUUUUUAUUUCAACAGACUGAAAUGCCUCCAAUGCCUCCAUUAGUAUCUGCCUUUGACAGUUCCAUUACCUGCAUUGUCUGGAAUAGCCCAAAUACACACUGAAGUACAUAGUGUGAAACUUUCAAUAUGCCAUCUCUGAGCCCACAAAUGGUGUAUGUUUUCUUUAUAACAAAACCAGUAGUUACCACAAAUCUUUAAGGUUAUCUCAAAAUUAAAAGACUAAUGUAAGUGUCCCUCAAUCCAAUUACACAAACUAGCUGCAGAAUGAAAGAGAUUUCAUUAAAAAAAAUUAACAACUAGGAUUGCAUGAGCAAAGUGCUUGUUUGCUAUGACAAUGAUAGCUUGCCAACGUUAAUAAAUACCACUAGCUAUGGCUAACAUAUAGUAAAUAUGAGCCAGCUUCGGUUUGACCAUUUCCUAUAAGUGCCAGCUCAAAUGCACAACAUAGCACGUUUUAGCUAAAGAUGCAUUCCAAAUUACAUUAUUAUUUGCAUUACAAAUAAUAAACUAUUCUUUAAAUCUCCCAUUUGAUUUGUAAUAUUAUACUAGCUUGAUGCUUGCAAUGCUGGUUAUAUAUGCAUAAUCUCAGUUGGCCAUGAAAUUCCAAAGCUGCAGUACAAUGACCAGUUUGUUAACCAUAAGGAAACCUCAAUGUUGAACACAUUAAACCUUAUUUGGGCAGCAAAACACAGUAAUUAUGGAAUAUUUGUCUCCUUGGAUGUGAAAAUGAUAAACAAACGCAAUUUCCCACAUCAAAUAAGAUUCAAUUUCACAAUUAAAAUUUCAAAAAAUAUAUUAUAGAACUGUCUGUCCCUUACAUUGGGAUAGCUUGGAUUAUCUUUACCUUAGUACCUGGCUGGUACCUAUGUAAUCAGCCUGAAAAGUCAUUUCCCAAAUCCUUAGUAAUGAUUUAUUAAUCAGAUUUAGUAGUGAUCUGUUGUUGUUCUAUUAAAAUAAAACUUGUAUUAAAAUGUAUUUAAUAAAAUAACUAAAUACAUAAAUUAAACAAGCAAAGUAACAAACUAGCCCGGUUGUCCAAAGCAAAAGGUAAUAUUUUGAAAGGGCAAGGUGAUGUAUGUUUUCCGCCUAUCAACAAGCUUUGUCUGUGUGAAACGUUUCCAGUUGCAAAUGUAAAUAUUAUGUAAAUGUUAUUUAAAUUGAAAUGUCAUCUCGAUAACUGUUGUUAGUGUGAAUAGGUCAUUAGUCAUGCAGUGGAAAUGGUAACAGGAAAAGUGUGAUGCAACCGUAAAGGAUGGAACUCAACUCAACCUACUGAAUACUGAAACUGGAAAGGUGUUGGUGGCCAAGGGGGGUUCAGCAGUCGAAGCUGCUGCCUCCAUUGCACAUGUACUCUGGCAGCAUGAAUUUGCAUCUUUCCCACUGCUUUUUCAGCUAAAAACUCUCCACUCUCUUUUACAACUAUCAAUCAACUAAAACAUAAUAUUCCCAAAAAUAUAAUACAAUGUCUUUGUCAUCCAUCGAUUGUUUUACAACUAGAAAUGACAGAUUUCUGUGUACCAAUUCUAACAGCAUUUAACUCUAACCUUUAACUGUAACAUUUGGUAUAUAUCAUUUAAUUGUCUGGUUUAAACUUGAGUAUAAAUAGAAAAAUAUUCAAAGAAAUAGGCUGUAACAACGACACCAUCCAUUACCCCACAAUUAGUGAUCCAUUAACCUCUUCACCCGAUGUUCCAACAUCCAACAUAUUAUCAACAUACUGUGCCAGGAUAAGCUGUAUUUUCCAAUGAAAACUUGGUGCUGUGGUCAGCUGAUUGUGUUGUAUCAAAGUUCUUCUGAAGCAGUUUAUUUUCUGAAUGUGUGGACACUUCAUGGCCAUGGAAGGUGGUACUUGUUACAAAUGUAUUGCCCUCUAAUGCCCCCUGGCACACUUUUGUCAAGCUAUAGUCUGUGAAUACUUUUUUUGUUAAAUUGAAUAAAUCGCUCUCUUGAGCUGUCAACAUCCAA
Esox lucius (northern pike) is the source of this 3460-nucleotide messenger RNA. RefSeq names its product indoleamine 2,3-dioxygenase 1 (gene ido1). Gene Ontology annotation, cellular component: cytoplasm. The record is from RefSeq and is a predicted model, not a curated record. Gene Ontology annotation, molecular function: indoleamine 2,3-dioxygenase activity; metal ion binding; heme binding. Lineage: Eukaryota; Metazoa; Chordata; Actinopteri; Esociformes; Esocidae. The transcript has 11 exons. The coding region runs from base 48 to 1382 and encodes 444 amino acids. Gene Ontology annotation, biological process: 'de novo' NAD+ biosynthetic process from L-tryptophan.